AUGGCAAAUUACGCUUUUGAAGAUGCAAAACUGAUUGAUUUAAUACAAGGGCCUAAUGUAUACGUUCAACACAUCAUAUCACUUUGUCUCCGUGGAUCAAUUUUAUCACAGCUCAAAGGGUUGUUUCCCGCAGUGCUGAACCUGGCUACUAAUGCUCUCAUCACAACCAAUGCUACCUGUGGAGAAAAGGGUCGGGAAAUGUACUGCAAACUUGUUGAACAUGUACCUGGACAGCCUGCAAGGAACCCUCAGUGCCGUAUUUGUGAUCAAAGGAGCAGGGUUCCCCAUCAACGACAUCCGAUAACAAAUGCAAUUGAUGGCAAGAACACUUGGUGGCAAAGCCCUAGUAUCCAGAAUGGAAUUGAAUAUCAUUAUGUGACCAUUACGUUGGACCUCCAACAGAUUUUCCAGAUUGCGUAUGUUAUUGUGAAAGCAGCUAACUCGCCUCGACCUGGGAACUGGAUAUUAGAACGUUCGCUGGAUGGUGUAGACUAUCAACCGUGGCAGUAUUAUGCUAUCACAGACAGUGAGUGCCUGACACGCUACAACAUCCAUCCCCGUCCUGGAACUCCAUCCUAUAUAAAAGAUGAUGAAGUCAUAUGCACUUCUUAUUAUUCCAAAAUCCACCCCCUGGAGAAUGGAGAGAUUCACACUUCUCUAAUUAACGGACGGCCUAGUGCUGAUGAUCCUUCACGUGUAUUGCUAGAAUUCACCUCUGCUCGCUUUAUUCGCCUGAGAUUUCAGAGAAUACGGACACUAAAUGCUGACUUAAUGAUGUUUGCACACAAAGAUCCAAAUGAAAUUGAUCCCAUUGUUACAAGGAGGUAUUACUAUUCUAUAAAAGAUAUCUCUGUUGGAGGCAUGUGUAUAUGUUCAGGCCAUGCGAAGGCUUGUCCACUGGAUCCAGCGACCAAUAAAUCCAUCUGUCAGUGUGAGCACAACACAUGCGGAGAGACAUGUGAUCGUUGUUGUCCUGGUUUCAAUCAAAAGCCUUGGCAUGCUGGCACUUUCCUGGUUAAGCAUGAAUGUGAACCAUGCAACUGUCAUGGGAAGACUGAGGAGUGUUACUAUGAUCAGGAUGUUGCAGACAGAAACCAGAGUUUGAAUGUCCAUGGAGAAUACAUCGGGGGCGGAGUGUGUGUGAAUUGUACAAGCCACACCGGUGGCAUAAACUGCGAGACGUGCAUCGACGGCUACUUCAGACCUGAAGGGGUAUUGCCAGAUAGCCCAGAUCCCUGCCAGCCGUGUUCCUGUGAUCCAAAUGGGUCUUUACACGAUACCUGCGUCAAAGAUGAGAAACAUGCAGAAGGAGAAAUGUUGCCUGGUUUCUGUCACUGCAAGACUGGCUAUGCAGGAGAGAGCUGCAACAGAUGUGCCUUGGGUUAUACCGGGUAUCCUGAGUGCCUGCCCUGCAACUGCUCACUGGAAGGCAGUGCGAAUGCUGACCCUUGCAUAGGUCCCUGCAUCUGCAAGGAACAUGUUGAAGGAGAAAACUGUGAUCGUUGCAAAGCAGGUUUCUUCAAUCUACAGCAAAAUAAUCCCAAAGGCUGUGAGGAAUGUUUCUGCUCUGGGAAAACAAACGUCUGCACGCACUCUCACCUUACUUACAGAAAUAUAGAAGACAUGAAUGGCUGGUAUCUGACUGACUUACUGGGUCUCAUCAGAGUCACCCCCAAGCAAAAGAGAUUUGAUGGGCAUCAGCAGUUUAGCAUCAGCAAUGUGGCUGCGCGAAAAGUACUGCCACAGACUUAUUAUUGGAGUGCACCCAGUUCUUACUUGGGCAACAAAGUAGCAGUGGCUGGAGGAUAUCUGAAAUUUACAGUCUUCUAUGACUUCACAGAGGAAGAAGAGACAGUUCAAUUGAUGGUUCAAUCUGAUGUCAUCAUAGAGGGAGGUGACUUGAGAAUCAGCACUCCAAAAGAGGGGAUUCACCUGCAGCCUUCUGAAGAGCACACUGAAGAAAUUGUGCUGAAACCAGAAUCUUUCUUUGUAUAUGGCACUGAUGUUCCAGUCAGCAGGAGGGAGUUCAUGACUAUCCUUGCAAAUGUGAAGAGGAUCCUCUUAAGAGCCACGUACAGCUAUGGGAUGAAUGCCAUCUACAGACUAAGAAGCGUUAGCAUUGAAGCUGCUGACCACACUUCAACUGGGACAAAGGUGGCGUCUGCAGUGGAGUUAUGUGACUGUCCCCCAGGGUAUGGUGGUACCUCGUGUGAGUCUUGCUGGCCUCGACAUCGGCGUGUGAAUGGCACAAUUUUUGGUGGAGUCUGUGCACCAUGUACAUGCUUUGGUCAUGCAGAAUUGUGUGAUGAUAUCACAGGGGAAUGCCUGGACUGCAAGCACAACACAGGUGGUUCAUAUUGUGAUCGAUGUCUUCCUGGCUUCUAUGGUGAUCCUACUAAAGGGACAGCUGAAGACUGUCAGUUGUGUGCCUGCCCCCUAAAUAUACCUUCUAACAACUUUAGCCCGACAUGCCAUUUUGACCGAAGUCGUGGAUUAAUAUGUGAUGAAUGCCCAGCUGGGUACGUGGGACCACGCUGUGAAAGGUGUUCAGAAGGCUAUUUUGGACAACCUCUGAUACCAGGGGGAUCGUGCCAGCUAUGCCAGUGUAAUGACAACCUUGACUUCUCCGUUCCUGGCAGCUGUGACAGCUUGUCUGGUGCUUGCCUGAUAUGUAAGCCAGGUACAACAGGCCAAUACUGUGAGAGGUGUGCUGAUGGAUAUUUUGGCGAUGCUCUUCAUGCAAGGAACUGUCAACCCUGUAACUGUCACAUCAACGGCUCCUUCUCAGAGAUCUGUGACUCUCGGACAGGCCAGUGUGAGUGUAAAGCCAAUGUGAUUGGGCGCCGGUGCGACGUCUGCCAGCCUGAAACAUUUGGCUUGCAGUCUUCAAGAGGAUGUGUUCCCUGCAACUGCAACUCUUUUGGUUCCAAGUCCUUCGACUGCGAUGGAGAUGGACAGUGUUAUUGCCAGCCUGGAGUGACAGGAAAAAAGUGUGACCGCUGUGCUCAUGGAUUUUACAACUUUGAAGAAGGAGGCUGUACUCCCUGUGAGUGUUCGCAUUUCGGUAAUAACUGCGAUCCCACCAGUGGCCGCUGUAUCUGCCCUCCCAAUACAGUUGGAGAGAUGUGUGACAAAUGUGCAACAAAUUACUGGGGCCAUGACCUUGUCAGUGGCUGCAAGCCCUGUGACUGCAGCCUCAUUGGAGCCCUGAGUUCUCAGUGUGACUUAAAUACAGGCUGUUGCUUCUGCCGCCCUGAAUUCUCUGGGGAUAAAUGCACUGAGUGCAGGUUGGGUUACUGGAAUUAUCCGCGAUGUGUUGCUUGUCAGUGCUUCCUGGCAGGGACCGAUCCACAGAGCUGUGAUACAGAGCUGGGGAAGUGCUCGUGCAUUGAUCAUACUGGCCAAUGCAGCUGCAAGGUCAAUGUGGAAGGUGUCCACUGUGACAGGUGCAAGUCUGGUACAUUUGGUCUCUCUGCCAGAAACCCACUUGGCUGCAGCAGUUGCUAUUGCUUUGGCCUGACUACACAGUGCAGUGAGGCAAGGGGGCUGAUUCGCAUGUGGGUGACCUUGAAGCCAGAGCAAAUGAUUCUACCACUGGUGGAUGAAAAGCUUCAGCGCAGCACUCUUUCAGGGAUUGCAUUCCAGCCUCCUGAAAUAGUAGCAAAUAUAGAACAGGUGAUGCAGGAUCUUCGGUCAGAACCUUUUUACUGGAGACUUCCAGAACAGUUUGAGGGACGAAAGCUGACCGCUUAUGGAGGAAAACUGAAAUAUGCAAUCUACUUUGAAGCACGAGAAGAGACAGGUUUUACUACUUACUACCCACAAGUCAUCAUAAGAGGUGGGCCUCCCACCCAUACAAGAGUUAUUGUCCGGCAUAUGGCUGCCCCUUUGAUUGGGCAGCUGACAAGGCACGAGAUAGAGAUGACAGAGGCAGAUUUCACAUGGAAGCCUUAUGGAGAUGACUCAAGACCAAGUAGAUCUGUAACCCGGGAAGACUUCCUGAAUGUGUUGUAUGAUGUACAUUACAUUCUCAUUAAGGCUACUCAUGGCAAUAUCAUGAGGCAAAGCAGGAUUUCUGAGAUCUCAAUGGAAGUUGCUGAAGGUGGCGCUGUGUCUGGGAUGACUCCUCAGGCUCACUUGAUUGAGAAAUGCGACUGCCCAUUGGGUUAUUCCGGUUUGUCCUGUGAGUCAUGCUCUCCAGGAUUUUACAGGCUUCCAUCUUCACCUGCAGGAAGGACACCUGCUCAGCCCUUAGGUGCCUGUGUUGUAUGUCAGUGUCAUGGACACAGUACUAUGUGUGACCCUGAAACGUCCAUUUGUGAGAAUUGUCAGCACAAUACUGCCGGUCACCACUGUGAGAGAUGUGCCCUGGGAUUUUAUGGCAUUGUCCAAGGCUCUCCGGAUGACUGUCAGCCUUGUGCUUGUCCGCUAUCCGUUGCUAGUAACAAUUUUAGCCCUUCUUGUGUUGCUGAAGGAUCUAGUGAUUACCGGUGUACUGCAUGCCCACCUGGAUAUGAAGGCCAGUACUGUGAAAGAUGUUCUUCUGGCUACACGGGCAACCCACAAGCUCCAGGAGGCUCCUGCCAGGAAUGUGAGUGUGAUCGAUAUGGUGCCGUGCCUGUUCCCUGUGACCCUGUCACUGGACAGUGCACUUGCAAGCCUGGAUUCACAGGGUGGAAGUGUGUUGGCUGUGAACAUCGGCAUGCACGUGAUGGCAUGAAAUGCAUUUCUUGUGAUGAUGAAUGCACAGGACUCCUUCUCAGUGACCUGGAUCGGCUAAACCAGAUGAUCCUGAGCGUUAACCUUAGUGGGCCGCUGCCCGCUCCAUAUAGAAUGUUGCAUGGUUUUGAGAACAUGACACAGGAAUUAAAGCAUUUGCUUUCACCUCAGCAAGCACCAGAGAGACUUCUUCAGCUAGCACAAGAAAAUCUGGAUACCCUUGUGACAGAAAUGGAUGAGCUACUGACAAGAGCUACCAAGGUGACAGCAGAUGGUGAGCAAACCAGGCAGGAUGCUGAGAGGACUAACGACAGAGCGAAAUCUCUUGGACAGUUCGUCAAAGGCAUUCUCCAAGCUGCUGAAGCUGCAAAUGAAGAUGCUAUAAAACUCAAUGAGACACUCAGAACCCAAGACGAGACCUUGGAGAAGAGUCUUCCAGAACUGCAGAGUGAGGCUGACAGAAUGGUCGCAGAGUUGAGAAGCAGAGAGCUGAAUACACAAGAAAGAAUAGCUCAAGAUGAGUUAAAGCCCAGUGAGAAAAAUGAGGAUCUCAAAAAUGAGGUCCGGGACAAGCUAGCAAGCUACCACACCAAAGUUGAUGAUGCUCGAGAUCUGCUAAGAGAAGCUACGGGUAAAAUUAGGGAGGCUGAUCGUUUAUCUGCAGUCAACCAAAAAAAUAUGACCAUCGUAGAGAAAAAGAAGCAAGCUGUAGAAGAUGGCAGGCAAGAAGUUGAGAAGAGCCUGCAGGAAGGGAAUGAUGUCCUUAAUGCAGCCAACAAACUUGCAAAUGAAAUCAGCUUAGCUGUAGAGUAUGUAGAAGGCGUUGCAGAUAAGAUACAGCCAAUGUCUGAUCAGCUGAAGGAUAAAAUAGAUGACUUAUCACAAGAAAUUCAUGACAGGAUGCUUCCAGAAAAGGUGUUGCAAGCUGAGAACCAUGCAGCCCAGCUGAAUGAAUCAUCUGCAAUACUGGAUGGAAUCCUUGCUGAAGCCAAAAACCUCUCUUUCAAUGCCACACUUGCUUUCAAUGCUUACACUAACAUCAAGGAUUACACAGAUGAAGCUGAAAAAGUUGCCAAGGAAGCCAAGGCUCUUGCAAAUGAAGCUAUGCAAGCGACAUCUGGUCCUCAAGGAUCAUUGAAGGAUGGUGCCAAGAGCUCCCUCCAGAAAAGCUUCAGGGUCCUGAAUGAAGCCAAGAUGUUAGAAAAUGAUGUUAAAGAAAAGAGGAAUGACCUGGACAGCAUGCAAAACAGGCUGAAAGAUGCUGAUGAGAAGAAUUCCAUUCUCCUGAGAACUUUGAAUGAAACCUUAGGAAAGCUGUCAGCCAUUCCUAACGAUACAGCUAUAAAGGUUCAGGCAGCCAAAGACAAAGCAAGACAAGCCAAUGAUACUGCAAAUGAUGUCCUGGCCCAGAUUAAAGACCUCAACCAGAAUCUCCUGGGCUUGAGAAACAACUACAGUAAACUUGCAGAUGACGUGGCAAAAACAAAUGCUGUUGUGAAGGAUCCUAUGAAGAACAAAAUCAUUGCUGAUGCAGAUUCCAGUAUUAAAACUCUAGAAAAGGAAGCAGAUCGCCUGCUAGAUAAAAUCAAGCCAAUCAAAGAACUUCAGGAUAACUUAGGGAAAAACAUUUCUCAGAUAAAAGAGCUGAUAAACCAAGCUCGGAAGCAAGCCAAUUCGAUCAAAGUGUCCGUGUCCUCUGGAGGCAAUUGUAUUCGCACAUAUAGACCAGAAAUAAAGAAGGGAACAUACAACACCGUCAUUGUCAAUGUGAAGACUGUAGUUGCUGACAAUCUGCUUUUUUACCUUGGAAGUGCCAAGUUUACUGACUUCUUGGCCAUAGAGAUGCGCAAAGGCAAGGUGAGCUUCCUGUGGGAUGUGGGAUCUGGUGUUGGACGUGUAGAGUAUCCAGAUCUGACCAUUGAUGAUGGGUUUUGGUACCGGAUUGAAGCCUCUAGGACUGGGAAAAAUGGCACAAUAUCAGUGCGAGCUCUGGAUGGUCCUAAAGCCAGCAUUGUGCCAGCCACAUUCAGUGCUGUCUCUCCACCUGGAUACACCAUUCUGGAUGUAGAUGCUAAUGCCAUGCUGUUUGUUGGUGGUUUAACUGGAAAAAUAAAGAAGUCAGAUGCUGUAAGAGUCACCACCUUCACUGGCUGCAUGGGUGAGACCUUUCUAGACAGCAAGCCCAUAGGACUGUGGAAUUUCAGGGAUAUUGAAGGUGACUGCAAAGGGUGUGCUGUCAGUCCACAGGUGGCAGACGGUGAGGGGACGGUCCAGUUCGAUGGUGACAGCUACGCCAUGGUGAGCCGCCCAAUUCGCUGGAACCCCAAUAUUUCCACAGUCAUGUUCAAAUUCAGGACCUUCUCAUCGAACGCCCUCCUGAUGUACCUUGCUACUGAUGACUUGAAGGAUUUCAUGAGUGUAGAACUCAGUGGUGGCCAUAUAAAAGUCAGCUACGAUCUCGGUUCAGGCACAGCUUCUGUAAUCAGCAACCAAAAUCAUAACGAUGGCAAAUGGAAAUCUUUCACCCUGUCAAGAAUUCAAAAGCAAGCCAACAUAUCAAUUGUAGACAUAGACACCAAUGAAGAAGAGACCAUAGCAACAACUUCUACUGGCAGCCACUUCGGGCUCAACCUAAAAGGGCAUGAGAAAAUAUAUUUUGGGGGAUUGCCAACCCUGAGAAAUCUAAGUAUGAAAGCAAGGCCUGAAGUGAUCUUAAAGAAAUAUACAGGUUGCCUCAAAGAGAUUGAAAUUUCAAGGACACCAUAUAAUAUAUUGAGUAGUCCUGAUUUUGUUGGUCUAACCAAAGGAUGCACACUAGAGAACAUUUAUACAGUUAGCUUCCCCAAGCCAGGUUUUGUGGAACUGCAGCCUGUCUCCUUUGAUGUGGGCACAGAAAUCAACCUCUCCUUCAGCACCAAGAAUGAGUCUGGGAUCAUCUUGUUUGGCACAAGUGGCACAGUUGUUCCCCCCAGGAGAAAGCGUGGACAGACAGGACAGGCCUACUAUGCAGUGUUCCUGAACAGAGGUCGGCUAGAAGUGCAUAUCUCCACUGGGGUACGGGAUCCCCACAGAAUCACCAUCAGACCAGAAGCUGGCGAGUUUCACGAUGGCAGAGCACACUCCAUCCGGAUAGAAAGAGCUAAAGGGAUGUUCACUGUUCAAGUAGAUGAAGACAAAGGCCAGACUCAGAGAUUGCCAACAGACCAGCCCAUCUCUGUUAAGAAACUCUUUGUCGGGGGUACCUCUUCUCAGUUUCAGACUGCACCUCUCAGAAACAUACCGCCAUUUGAGGGCUGUAUAUGGAAUCUUGUCAUUAAUGCCACCCCCAUGGACUUUGCUCAACCCGUGUCCUUUGAAAAUGCAGAUAUUGGCCGGUGUCCCUCUCUAGAACCAGAGGUUAGGCCACCUGAGGAUGAAGAUAAACCAAUCCAUGAAACAGUUCUGAUCCAACCUGAAGCAGACACUAACGGGGAGAAAGAAAGACCAAGGAUGACUCCUGCUUCCCCUCCACCUCCAGCACCAUCUCUGCCUUCAGACUCAUGUGCUGCUGACACAGAACCAGCCAUUUUGGAAGGUGGCAAGCAAUUUGGUCUUUCAAGGAACAGCCACAUUGCAGUUGCAUUUGAUGACACCAAAGUGAAAAACAGACUUACAAUUGAAUUUGAAGUCCGAACAACAGCUGAUUCUGGCUUGAUGUUUUAUAUGGCCCGCAUCAACCAUGCUGAUUUUGCUACGGUUCACCUAAAAAACGGACUGCCUUACUUCAGCUAUGAUCUGGGGAGUGGAGACACCAACACAAUGAUUUCCAACAAAAUAAAUGAUGGCCAGUGGCACAAGAUAAAAGUCACUCGAACCAAACAAGAAGGAAACCUUAUAGUAGAUGAUGUUUCAAACAGAACUGUAAGCCCCAAGAAGGCCGAUAUAUUGGAUGUUGUAGGAAUGCUGUAUGUUGGAGGAUUGCCCAUUAACUACACAACCAGAAGAAUUGGUCCGGUCACCUAUAGCAUCGACGGCUGCAUCAGAAGUUUUAAAAUGACAGAAUCACCUGUUGACCUGGAUAAUCCAACUUCCAGCUUCAAUGUUGGAAAAUGCUUUGUCACGGCACAGAAAGGAACCUACUUCGAUGGAACGGGCUUUGCCAAAACAGUUGGUGCAUACAGAGUGGGAACAGACCUGCUCGUGGAAUUUGAAUUCCGUACAACACAACUGAACGGUGUUCUCCUAGGAGUCAGCAGCCAGAAAAUGGAUGGGCUGGGCAUUGAAUUAGUCGACGGAAAAGUGAUGUUUCACGUUGACAAUGGUGCGGGCCGAUUCUCUGCUAUCUAUGAGCCUGAUGCACCAGGCAGCUUGUGUGAUGGACAGUGGCACAAGGUUCUUGCAAACAAGAUCAAACACCGUUUAGAGCUGACUGUGGAUGACAGACAGGUGGACAGUAACAGCCCAAACAGGGCCUCGACUUCAGCAGACACCAACGACCCCAUCUUUGUCGGAGGAUAUCCUGAUGGUGUGACCCAGUUUGGUCUGACCACUAAUAUCCGUUUUAAAGGAUGUAUUCGAUUUCUGAAGCUCACCAAGGGUACUGCUAAACCUCAAGAGAUUAACUUCAGCAAAGCUUUGGAGCUGAAGGGUGUUCAACCACUGUCAUGCCCUGCAAACUAACUGUCAUUCAGCUGAUAUGGGUCUGUUUAUAUAAACACUUCAGAUGAAAAAAAAACUAUAUAUACGUUGCAUUCAUAAUAAAAUGUCUUUAUGC
This is a messenger RNA of Charadrius vociferus (killdeer), 9472 nucleotides long. RefSeq names its product laminin, alpha 2 (gene LAMA2). The record is from RefSeq and is a predicted model, not a curated record. Gene Ontology annotation, molecular function: extracellular matrix structural constituent; signaling receptor binding. Gene Ontology annotation, cellular component: basement membrane. The transcript has 66 exons. Gene Ontology annotation, biological process: regulation of cell adhesion; axon guidance; regulation of cell migration. Lineage: Eukaryota; Metazoa; Chordata; Aves; Charadriiformes; Charadriidae. The coding region runs from base 1 to 9378 and encodes 3125 amino acids.